Aspergillus viridinutans is the source of this 348-nucleotide messenger RNA. RefSeq lists its product as uncharacterized. Bases 1 to 348 code for a protein of 115 amino acids. The transcript has a single exon. The record is from RefSeq and is a predicted model, not a curated record. NCBI's taxonomy places the organism in Eukaryota, Fungi, Ascomycota, Eurotiomycetes, Eurotiales, Aspergillaceae.
AUGGUCCCCCUUCAUCCAUCCCCGCAGCCGGCAGCGUCUGCCAACCAGCUGCCUACCCUCCACUCGGGCAUUGCCGACAAACGAUCCGCCUCCUAUACCUCCACAGCCAACGACCACGACUCCUCUCCAGCCAAAUAUGUCUCCCCCGGCAGCAACAUUGACGUCCAGAUCCGCGAAUACCACAACAGCAUCAAGGCCACCCUGACGGCGCUGCUGAAUGAUCAACGAGUAAGAAAAAACCCAGACGGCAGCAAAUGCGUCCAGUCCUUCCUUUUUGAAGCGGAGAGGAACUUACGAAAGGAGAAGAGAAAAUCGAUCGGCUCGCGUCCGCCUGAUGAGAAGCUAUAA